UUGCACCAGAAAGUGAGACAGUGAUGUGCGAGGGAGACAGAAGAGAAAGAAAAUCUUCUGAACUCGUCAGUCCAGCAGAGAAACCAACAAUGUGAGUCCUCUCAGGGACGCUCUGCUACCCUUACUGACCAAGGCUCAUGAGUUAUAUUGGGGUCCCCACCAUGGAGAUCCUGGUGUCCCUGUACGUCUUGGUGGUUCUGUUUUCGGUGAAUGCGGCCCACUUUCACAAUGGCUCGCAAGGACUCUCCUGCGUAAAUGACUUUGUCAACAAUGUCAGCUGUACAUGGGACAGCUCUCCAGUGGCUCCCGGCGUGGACUGCUGGAUCGUUGGUGUGAGGACAACCCGGAUCCGAGAGAACGGCAAGACACGUCAGGGAACAAUUAUUCGGAGCUGCAAGCUGAAACAACUAACACACUCUCCCCCAGGCUGCAGUUUUGUCUUUGAAAAUUAUGAAUUCAACCCUUUUAAAGACAUGCCCUACAUCCGCGUGGAGUGUAACGGCACGUUGAUGGAGAACAUCACAAACUACUCACCAUUCAAUCACAUCAAAAUGCAUCCUCCAGAUGUUCCCAAUGUCAGCAGCACAGCCAAUGAGACGAGGAUAUCAUGGAGUCCAGGAAGUCCUCCCUCAGACUACUUCAAAGCGUUUCACUUCCACGCUGAGAUCAAACAGAAAACCAAGACAUGGCGUGAAGCCCUCACUCUGUCCACACAAGAACGAGAGCUAAGGAUACUUGCUUACAAGCUAAAGGGGCACUGCCAGGUCAGAGUGAGAGUCAAACCCACCUUACAACCACACAGUAGCCAAUGGAGCAACUGGAGUCCAACAGCAUCCUGGGAGGGAGCGACAGACGUGGUGGCAACAUCACAGGGUCACGAGUGGCUUCUGGGUCAGACGUCACUGAUAAUUCAGGUUGUGAUGUUGAUCUUCAGCUUGGGUCUCAUCAUUGUAAUGCUGGUACUUUAUAGGAGCUGUGCCGGUAAAGGGCUCCUCAAAAGUAAGCCAGUACCAAACCCUUCGAAAUACUUCCACACUGUCCACGGAGGAAAUCUAAAGAAAUGGUUGAAUCCUCUGUCAGUUUCUGAUUCAUUUUUCACUGCUCAGCCGUGCGACAGCAUCUCCCGGGUUGAGGUGUGUGAAAGCUGGGAUGUGGUCUCCUCCACCUCUCCCUCCUGCAGCUCCACCAGCGCCCUGCUUCACUUCAACAGCUACCCAUCAGCUGACUCAGACACCAGCGGGGUCGUUGACAAUUCCUCCUCCACUUCUUCAUCCUUCUUCUCUAACAUGGGCUACUUCAUUUCCAACUCCUCUGGUAGCUCAGCUCGAACUGACCCCAACCCUGCCUACUUCACCUAUCAGGAGGAUUUCCACCACCUGCACAAGAGCCACAAUCUUCACCUCUCCCUCUGCUCCUCCCUAGACACCUCUCUGACCUAUGAGAGGUUGAAGAAGGAGCCCCAGAGCCCAGACUCUGGCUUUGGCUUCGGAAAGGAAGAUGAAGAAGGCAAGCAAGAUAAAAGGGUAGUGUAUGUAGAAGGGGAAGAGGAUUCAGAUGAUCACCAGAGCCCUCCUCUUCUCAUUCUUCCUCUCCAUCUUCCUUCCUGGAUGUGCCCCGCCUCCCCUGCUCCACCCCCUCCGAACGCUCCCAGUCUGACUCUGAUAUCCUCUGAUGGCCAGCAGCUGGGUGAACCUGUUGCAGCUGCUAGUGACAGCCAAGCGGCCUGGCCUACGGCUGGUGCCAUGUGCAGGUCUUCCUCCAUGCCUGUGGAGCCCUGUAAAACAGGGUAUAUGACUCUAAAAGAGCUGCAGACAACAUUCAGCAAUAAAUCCAUCUGAAAACUUGUAUCUGGAAGAAUCCCUGUGCGACUAUUUCAAUUGUUUUGUGUGUCGACAACACAAGCAACCGGACUCAUGGUAUGUUCUAAUCCGAUUGUUGAAGCGAGCAAAUGUCACAGAAUAUAUGGAGUGUUCUUGGAAAAUAAUUGCAUUUCUACAAAGUCCAUGUCCAUUUUUAUGCUUUAAACCUGCAUUGAUUCAUGUUUUGGUCACGUGGGGGAAGCAGAACAAGUUACAUUCAAUGGCCAGAAUUCCAAAGACAUUAGCCAAUUUCGCUAAAAUGCUGAUAAAGAUAAUUCUGUGCUGGUACGUCUCAUUGAGCGACCUCUUACACAUAUUGAUCAGUUGUUAAUACAAAAAGAAUGAUUGGAGCAGCUUUAAAAUUAACUUCUGAAUUUUGCUGUAAUUGUUUUUAUAUUUACUGUAAAUCGACAUUCAAUUUACUUUGCUUAUUAAGAGCAAUGGUUGUACAGGAAUUUGUCUUCAUGACAUUGGUAUAAGAUUUAUACAGUUUAUGUAAAAACAGAGUUUCAAGGGAGAGUCUGCAGGACGCAGUUACAGAACAACUUUGAAGUCAAUCCUGUGAUAGAGCCAGAAAUAUGAGGCCGAGCACAAACCAACCAGUUAUGUAAACUGUUUAUAGACGUACUGCUGGGACUGCUGGGUCAUUAUUUAGCUGAUAUAUAGCGUGUGUAGAAUGGUGUACAAUACCUCAUUGUUGAAUGUGUACAAUACUCUGGGACUUUAAGCUAUCCUUUUGUUUUUGUUUCAAUUUUCAGGCUUUUUUUUUAAUUAGUGUUAAAAUACCUAUAAAAUAGUAUUGCAUAGCAAAGCAUGAAAGUAUACAUUACUUUAAACUAAAUACUACUGCCAGUUAUUAAUGACUGUACUUUAAAACCACUUGUAUUCCUGCAGGCAGAUCUGGAAUUUGGAAAGCAGUGUGACGUGGUUUAAAUGUAUUUUGAUUAUGUAAAUAGUCAUACAUUACUUUUAAUAAACGACAUAUGAGCGUUGGUUUAAAGUCAAAUUGGCGAAGACAUUGAAACUGACAGCAACAUUUAAGUAUCAAAUUCAUUGAUUUGAAUCUAUCUACUCUGAAACAUGGCAGCUGGUUUGCCGCUGAUGUUUUUGUUUGUACAUCUUUAUAAAUGAUUUCAUGCUGUUAGGAGAUCAAAACUACACCUUAUUAAUCAUCAUUAAUCAUUAACUACCUGGUAAAGUUAACUAUCUACAAUAAAGAAUUGUGUUAGUGCAUACAGGCAUUAGUAUAAUAUUUAUUAGAUUGCUUUUUUUCAUGUAAAUCAUUGAGGUCAGUGGUAAAUGUUGCUGCUCUUGUCUCACAUGCAGUAUAUUUCCGUUGCACUCGGUGACAUCUGUGCAGAGACCAAACAAAAUAAAGCUUCUGGUAGAAAUGGG
Molecule: messenger RNA, 3254 nt
Organism: Cottoperca gobio
Lineage: Eukaryota; Metazoa; Chordata; Actinopteri; Perciformes; Bovichtidae
Gene: il2rb
Product: interleukin 2 receptor, beta
Exons: 10
Coding region: 138-1838 (566 amino acids)
Biological process (GO): cytokine-mediated signaling pathway; immunoglobulin mediated immune response
Cellular component (GO): external side of plasma membrane
Molecular function (GO): cytokine receptor activity; protein binding
Source: RefSeq, a predicted model, not a curated record